AUGCAGCAGGAGCUGCUUGAGGACGACUUCCCGCUCGUGGUCUGCAAGGUGAAGUUCGCGCCCCCGAAGGGCACCGGCCCGCACCUCCUCGCGCUGAACGUGGGCGACCUCGUCCGCGUGACCAGCGUCCUGUCCCAGGACGUGUCCAUGUACCACGGCUUCCUCGAGCGCCGGCAGUCCGAGCAGGGCUGGUUCCCGAGGAGAGCUGGCCACAAACAGCCUGCGGCCAGGGCAAGGCCGGGCACGGUGGGCAUGAGGCCCGUCGGGGUCGCUGGCGCCGCGGCGGGAACAUCAGCGGAGCAGGUGGCCUUCGGCGUUGGGCGGCCCAGCAUUGCCGCCCUGCUAGCGGCGGCGGGUUUCGCCGAUCGGGCGAAGGCCGAGCAACGCGGGCGAGCAGCCAUGGCGCGGCGUGCGGACGAGGCCCCCGCUGCCCAGCAGCCCUGA
This is a messenger RNA of Prorocentrum cordatum, 444 nucleotides long. NCBI's taxonomy places the organism in Eukaryota, Dinophyceae, Prorocentrales, Prorocentraceae. The record is from the annotation of a GenBank genome assembly.